UUCAGAUCUGUUUAUUGCUGGCUAUAGCUUUGUUCGAGCAUAGUCAGCCAGUUUCGUGACUUUGUAUAGCUGCAAAAAAAAUGGGAGAAAACAGUUUUUGGGAGAGAGAAGUAGUGAUUACUGAGCUAACCAAGGGGAAGGAAUUGAUGUUAUAACUGCAAAAACACUUUGAUCCCAUGAAACAGGACGUGUGCCGGUAUUUGGCUGCGGAAAUACUUUCUUCCUAUGAUAAAGCUAUGUCCCUCUUAAAUGGCACAGCUUUAUCAGGUAUGAUGAGCAAAAGUAAAGAGAUCAUUAAUCCAGCACCAUCUUCAUCAACUGCGCCCCAGCUGGAAUUUCCUCAACUUCUGGCUGAUAGUAGCACUAAGAGUUGUGACCGCCCCUCUAAAUUAAGGAAGAGGAAGACGCUGGCACCAAGGACAGAGUAUGUAGAAGCUCGACCCGGGGAAGAGGUUUCACCUAAAGAUGGACUUAAUUGGAGGAAAUAUGGACAGAAACUUAUCUUAGGUGCAAAAUAUCACAGAGAAUAUUUUCAAUGUGUUUAUUGUCAUUGUGACGCUACUAAGAUGGUCCAGCAAAUCGAGACAGAACCAUUAAGUUUUGAAGCUACCUAUGGAGGAAGUCACAGUUGUGGUCAAGAAAACAAAAACCAAAAUGAAGAAGUACUAGUUGCUGUGGAAACACAAGUUGGAAGAGCAGCAGGGCAACUAUAUGAAUGCUACAUUCCUGAGAUGGUUUUAACCCAAAAUAAUUCAUAUAAAACGAAAUAUCCAUCUGAUAGUACAUACGAAAUCCUACAGUUAUUCUCAUAACAAUCAAGUUAUAUUCAUUUAUAAGUGACCAAAUCUCCAUUUACUGAAAUUGGAGUAGAACCUCUAAAUUAGUGGGAUUAAUUCAUAUAGAUGUUUGUAUUUCAAGCUAAAGGUAGAUAUUCUUAAUUGGGAAAAGAACACUUAGUAUCCCAAAGUGAGAAACUAUUUACAAGUGGCUACCCUUUUACUUUUAUACCCCUGUUUUCAACUACUAAUUUGCGUUAUACUGUUUUGAUACCAUCAAAGUAUAUAUGGUAUCAAAAAUGAAGAAGCAAUACUUCAGUAAAAACACUAUCAAAUUACUGUUUAAAAGUGUAUUUAUACAUUCUGACGACUCAAUUACUAGGUUCAAUAUCUCCCAGGUGUAAAUUAUGAUGACUAAGAAGGGAUAUAAGGGUCUAUUUUGGUGAAAAGAUAAAAUAGUCCCUACAGACCUUGAUAGUCAACUAAUGCAACAUGUGUUUGACUCUAUCAAUUACUACAUACAUUUGUUAUGGACAGGGAGACUUGUAAACAAGUCUUCAAACUGCUAAUUUAUAUACAACAAUCAAAUUACUUUUUCUCAAAAUUCAUAUUCAGAUCUGUUUAUUGUUGGCUAUAGCUUUGUUUGAACAUAGUCAGUCAGUUUCGUGACUUUGUAUAUCUGCGAAAAAAAUGGGAGAAAACAAUUGUUGGGAGAGGGAAGUAGUGAUUACUGAGCUAACAAAGGGGAAAGAAUUGAUGUUGCAGCUGCAAAAGCACUUUGAUCCCAUGAAACAGGGUGUGUGCCAGUAUUUGGCUGCAGAAAUACUUUCUUCCUAUGAUAAAGCUAUGUCCCUCUUGAAUGGCACAGCUUUAUCUGGUAUGAUGAUGAGUAAAGGUAAAGAGAUUAUUCAUUCAACACCGUCUUCAUCAACUGCGCCACAGCUGGAAUCUCCUCAUCUUCUGGCUGAUAGUAGCACUAAGAGUUGUCACCGCCCCUCUAACUACAGGAAGAGGAAGAUGCUGGAACGAAGGAAAGAGUAUGUAGAAGCUCGACCCGGAGAAGAGGUUCCACCUGAAGAUGGACUUAGUUGGAGAAAAUAUGGACAGAAACUUAUCUUAGGUUCAAAAUAUCCCAGAGAAUAUUAUCGAUGUGCUCGUCGUUGUUGUGGGGCUACUAAGAUGGUCCAACGAAUCGAGACAGGACCAUUAACUUUUGAAAUUACCUAUGGAGGAAGUCACAGUUGUGGUCAAGAAACCAAAAAUCAAAAUGAAGAACUACUUGCUGUGCAGCAGACAAAAUGUGAUGAAGUUGAAAGAGGAGCCCGGGAAAUAUUUGAAUCCUAUAUUCAUAAGAUGGUUUCAACCCCAAAUAAUUCGUAUAACAAUUCCUCAACGGGGGAUGUGUUCUCAAACUCCAAUUCUUUGUUCAACAUCCCCAAUUCCGACUUCAUCCCCACACCGACUUCUUCACCUCAUCCAGACACAGACUUUCUACUUGACGAUAAUAGUCUCACUCUCUUGUUUGAUCAUGAUGUGCCUGAAAAUUCUGGCAAUGAUUCUCUGGCUGCUCUGGCUUCUGAGGUUUAUAAACUCUAUGAGGAGAAUGACAAACUCAAUUUUCCUCAUCGUUACGACAAACAGGCUGAGGCUGAGAAUUCCAGACCCUUGAACAAUGUUGGGGACCGAUCAUAACGUAAGCGUACGAGUAUUUCUCUUUGCUGGAACAGCACAAGCAUGCAAUUAAUAUAAAGGGAGAAGAAGAGGGCUCAACAUUUCUUCUUGUGUUCUACCUAUAGCUCAACAUUCCACAUGAUAGAUUUAAGACCACAAGUUUCUGUAUGACUUAGGCUAGGAUGUUUGUUAUGUAUUGUUUGAUAAUUUAUAUGUUGUGUUGUAUUUGUUAAGAAUGAUACAAGUCCCACAUUGUUGGUUAAUGAGAUGGCUGGACCCAGACUUGACCAA
Solanum pennellii is the source of this 2738-nucleotide messenger RNA. Its product is annotated as probable WRKY transcription factor 41. Gene Ontology annotation, molecular function: transcription cis-regulatory region binding; DNA-binding transcription factor activity. Gene Ontology annotation, cellular component: nucleus. The coding region runs from base 1467 to 2468 and encodes 333 amino acids. The transcript is spliced from 5 exons. The record is from RefSeq and is a predicted model, not a curated record. Gene Ontology annotation, biological process: regulation of DNA-templated transcription. Lineage: Eukaryota; Viridiplantae; Streptophyta; Magnoliopsida; Solanales; Solanaceae.